Molecule: messenger RNA, 2025 nt
Organism: Penaeus chinensis
Lineage: Eukaryota; Metazoa; Arthropoda; Malacostraca; Decapoda; Penaeidae
Gene: Rpn13
Product: proteasomal ubiquitin receptor ADRM1-like
Exons: 9
Coding region: 127-1347 (406 amino acids)
Biological process (GO): ubiquitin-dependent protein catabolic process
Cellular component (GO): nucleus; proteasome regulatory particle, lid subcomplex; cytoplasm
Molecular function (GO): endopeptidase activator activity; ubiquitin binding; proteasome binding
Source: RefSeq, a predicted model, not a curated record
CUUUCGGGUAAAAGUGUAGAGUCAUUACGACGCCGCGAGAGGAAAGCCGCCCGUCGCUCCCCCGCCCGUCCUCGCUCCCACUCCCAAGCUUAAAAGGAAGAAUCGAAGGAGAAAAGGCCUCGCAAGAUGUCGUCGGCGCUGUUCGGAGGGAGCGCUCGGUCCAGCAGCAAGAAUCUGGUCGAAUUCAGGGCCGGGAAGAUGUACAUGAAGGGCAACAUGGUCCAUCCCGACAAGAGGAAGGGGCAGGUGUACUUGUACCAGGCGGACGACGCCCUGAUGCACUUCUGCUGGAAGGACCGAGGCACGGGGACGGUCGAGGAGGACCUGAUUAUCUUCCCUGAUGACUGCGAGUACAAGCGGGUGAGCCAGUGCACAACUGGACGUGUGUUCGUCCUCAAGUUCAAGUCUUCAAGCCGUCGUCUCUUCUUCUGGCUGCAGGAGCCCAAGAGUGACAAAGACGAGGACAAUGCCCGCAAGGUCAAUGAGCUGCUCAACAACCCCCCAACACCCAAUUCGCAGAGAUCAACAGGCUCCACCCCCAACCCAGUCCUGAGCUCGGACAUCUCCAACCUGCGAGAGUCGGACAUCCACAAUCUGUUUGGCAACAUCUCGCAGCAGCAGUUGAUGCAAAUUCUGGGCAGUGGCAUGUCCAGCCUUGCCACGCUGCUUGGCCCAGGUAGGUCUGGCAGCGGUGGGAGCCGCAGUGGCAGUGGAAACAGCAGCAGUACUACCUCGACAACGACCAGGGCAUCCACCACCCCCUCUACCACCACCACCUCUACCCCAGCUCCCACCCCAGCUCAGGACUCAGCCCCAGGGAGCAACACGGAAACUAGCAGUGCUACCUCAGCAUCUGGAAAUGUUGUGCCGAUCCAGUUGUCGGACUUGCAGAACAUUUUGUCAGGGAUCUCUGUACCCCCUGAUGCCUCUGGGUCACCACGAGUUCCAGUGGAUUUGAGUUCAGCCAUGACGGCUGAAGCUUUGCAGCCAAUCCUGACCAACGAAGACUUUGUCAACCAGCUGCGCCCAUAUCUUCCAGCUACAUCUGAUGGACUGCCGCCCACUGAGCAGCUGCGGGGCACGGUCACGUCCCCCCAGUUCCAACAGGCUGUAAGCUUGUUCAGCAGUGCUCUGCAGUCUGGGCAGCUAGGUCCGCUGAUCAACCAGUUCGGCCUGGGUGAAGACGCCGUGCUGGCCGCUGCUUCCUGCGACAUGGAAGCAUUCAUCAAGGCUCUGGGCAAGAAGAAGAACAAGGAAGAAGGGAGUAAAAAGGAGGAGGAGAAGAAGAAAGAAGAGAAGGGCAAAGACCAGGACAAGGAUGAAGAUGAUGCCAUGUCUGUGGACUAACAGACUUCCUUGCAAGGGCAUUGCAGAUGACCUCAGACUAGAGUUCAAUAUUUUAUGGGUUAUUUUAUAACAUAGGAACUUUUUCAAUAAUUAUUUUUCUUUAUUCAGAAGUUGGCCAGUGCAAUGUUCCUGUAUGUUGUGUAUGGUGGCAUGUGGCAUGUAAGAUUAAUAAUAAUGAUAAUAAUAAUAAUAAUAAUAAUAAUUAUAAUUAUAAUUAUAAGUAAAUCUGUUUCCUACAGAGCAAUGCCAUUAGGAAGGCAAGUUAAAUUUUAAUGCAUCCUUGCCUCCACAUUUCUAUGCAUUUGAGAACUUAUAAAGACUUUAUGUUUGGUUAGUGAUUUCUUUUUACCCCAAGCGUGUGUUGUUGUGUAGGUAAGACUUGAACCACCACUCACUUGACUGAUGUAUGGACAGUUAAUGUUUCCCAGUGUAAACUAAGAGAUUUUCUUUAUUUUCCUUUUGUAACUCAAUAUAGCAAACUACGCAAUAUGAAAUGUACACAUCAGGUCUGUCUUAGUCUUUUUGGAGAAGUUUGACUAUUUUGCAAGUUAUUGCCAUGUUAUUUGAUUUAUCAGAGAAGGAUUUCUUUUCAUGAGCCAGCUGUUAAUGACUGUAUAGAUUAUGCUCUUUCAUUGGUUUACAUCUUUCUACUCCUGAUAAUAAAAUGUCCAUAGACAA